Messenger RNA from Daktulosphaira vitifoliae (grape phylloxera), 2176 nucleotides. RefSeq names its product calcium-binding mitochondrial carrier protein SCaMC-1-B-like. The transcript has 9 exons. Gene Ontology annotation, molecular function: calcium ion binding; ATP transmembrane transporter activity. The coding region runs from base 216 to 1661 and encodes 481 amino acids. Lineage: Eukaryota; Metazoa; Arthropoda; Insecta; Hemiptera; Phylloxeridae. The record is from RefSeq and is a predicted model, not a curated record. Gene Ontology annotation, biological process: transmembrane transport.
AUUUUUUUUUUUAAAUUGUGAAAAUAUUAUUAAAAAAUGUUGAUUUGUAAUGAAAUUUCGAAUUGUUCAAUUAUUAAUUUUUAUUAAUUCAUUUGUAACUGAGAAUGUUUCUAUUCAUCAAAUAAUAUUAUUUUUUUUAUUAUGUGUUUUUAACAUCGAUAAUUUAAUUGAACUCUUAAUAAAAAUUAAGCUAAAAUCAAAUUCGAUUGUCAAAAAUGGUAAACACUAUCAGUAAUUUUCAUUCUACCCCUGGAAGUGCUAGUACUGAUAAUGUGAUGCCACCACAUUAUUUACAUGAACUACCAAAUGAAGAUGAAUUGCGUUUAGCAAAACUCUUUGAAUCGUUAGAUCUCGAUAGAAAUGGUAAAAUUGAUAUUCAUGAUCUGUCCAUUGCUUUACAUGAUAAGGAGUAUGCACAAAAAUUCUUAGAAAUGUCUGAUGCUACAAAAUGUGGUUCAAUAACAUUAGCAGAAUUUAUUCAUUAUGUAAAGGAACAUGAAAAAUCAUUAAGGCUCAGUUUCUCAAAUAUUGAUAAAAAUAAGGAUGGUAAAAUUGAUCAAGAAGAAUUAAUUAGAGCCUUUCAGGAAUUAGGAAUUGAGGUUGAUGAUGCUGAAGCUUUAAAACUCCUUAAAAGGAUGGAUACAGAUGGUAGCUUAGAAAUAAGUUUUGAAGAAUGGCGAGAUUUUCUAUUAUAUUGCCCUUUUACUGAUUUACAUGAACUUAUAAAAUAUUGGCGGCACUCAACAUACAUAGAUAUUGGAGAAGAUAUGAAUGUGCCAGAUGAUUUCACUCAAACUGAAAUGAAAACUGGCAUGUGGUGGCGUCAUCUUGUAUCAGGUGGAAUUGCUGGAGCUGUCUCGCGAACAUUUACUGCUCCUUUAGAUAGGCUUAAAGUUUUUCUCCAGGUUUAUGGUAAUCAACAAAGCAAUAUAUCUUCAUGUUUCAAAAAUAUGUUGAAAGAAGGUGGCAUUAGGGGUAUGUGGCGUGGAAAUGGCAUUAAUGUGCUUAAAAUAGCUCCAGAAUCAGCAUUCAAAUUUAUGGCUUAUGAACAAGCCAAACGCUUAAUAAGAGGAUCAAGAACAAAAGACUUAACAAUAUUUGAAAGAUUUUUGGCUGGAUCACUGGCAGGAGGUUUUAGCCAAUCAUUGAUUUAUCCUUUAGAAGUUUUAAAAACAAGAUUAGCUAUUAGGAAAAGUAAUCAAUAUAAGGGUAUAUUUGAUUGUGUUCAAAAAAUGUAUUACCGUGAAGGUAUAAGAAGUUUUUAUAGAGGUUACAUACCCAACUUACUGGGCAUACUUCCAUAUGCUGGAAUUGAUCUUGCUGUUUAUGAGACAUUAAAGAAUAACUACAUUGCUUCACAUAAUGAUGGGGAAAAACCUGGAUUGCCUUUGCUCUUAGCUUGUGGUACAGUGUCUAGCACUUGCGGUCAAGUUUGUUCAUAUCCUCUAGCGCUUGUUCGUACUCGUCUGCAAGCACCACAUUUAGAGGGACCUGAUAGUAGAACAAUGAUGUCUGUUUUUAGAGAAAUUUGGACUAAAGAAGGUAUCAGUGGCUUGUAUCGUGGCAUAACUCCUAACUUUAUGAAAGUUGCACCAGCUGUUAGUAUAAGUUAUGUUGUUUAUGAACGAUGUCGAGAAGGUCUUGGAGUUACCAUGUCAUAAAAUUAUUUAUGAAGUAUUUAAUUUCUUCACUAUCUUUCUAUUACUUCCCUCAAAUAUUUUAACUGAUAUUUAAAAUUUAAACUUUUUUAAAACCUAUGAAUUUCAAUAAUAUUCUUUUAAAGCACUGUUAGAAGUAUUAGGAUAAAGAAGAAAUUUAUUGCCUCAAGUUUGGUUACAUAACAUUAAUGAUGUGUUGUUUUACAAACAACCAUGAUGUGUCAUGUUAUGUUUACCAGUAUUAACAGCCUGCAUAUAUUUUACAUCAAUAUAGUAUUUUAUAAAAUGUACAAUUAGGAAAACAUGAUUGAUUCUCUAUUCAAUUUUCUGGUAUUAUUUAUUUUUUUUACAAUCAUUCCAAUAAAAUGUUUUUCUAAUAAUAAUAAUUUGUUACUAGAUCAAUGUUAUAUGAUUUAUCAAAAUUUGUACCAAAAUCUCUUUAUUUAGUCAAAUUAAUUAGUUUUGUCCAAACAUUUUGUUUCUUUACUGUUCAUGAAAAUAUCUAACAUUUUUAAUUA